Molecule: messenger RNA, 1435 nt
Organism: Vidua chalybeata
Lineage: Eukaryota; Metazoa; Chordata; Aves; Passeriformes; Viduidae
Product: protein NDRG2-like
Exons: 15
Coding region: 35-1036 (333 amino acids)
Biological process (GO): signal transduction
Cellular component (GO): cytoplasm
Source: RefSeq, a predicted model, not a curated record
CUCUCAGAGGGCGCCUCAAGGUGGCCGCAGGGUCAUGGAGCUGCACGAGGCCGCCCCUCCCCCCGCGGAGGUCAAGCACCGUUUGGAGACGCCCUUCGGGCUGCUCCACGCCUGGGUCUCGGGGUCCCCGCGGCCCGGCCGCCCCGCCCUGCUGACCUUCCCGGACGUGGGGCACACGCACCUGACGUGUUUCUCGGAGCUCUUCGGGCACGAGGAGAUGCAGGAGAUCGCCCGGAGCUUCCACCUGGCGCACCUGGAGCCGCCCGGCAUGGAGGAGGGGGCGCCGCCCUACCCCCCCCGGUACCAGUACCCCUCCCUGGAGCAGUUGGCCGAGGCCCUCCCGGGGGUCCUGCAGGGCCUGGGCAUCCGCAGCAUCGUCGGGGUGGGGGUGGGGGCCGGGGCCUUCGUGCUGGCCAAGUUCGGGCUGCUGCACCCCGAGGCCGUGGAGGGGCUGGUGCUGCUCAACCUCGACCCCCGCGCCAAGGGCUGGAUGGACUGGGCCGCCAGCAAGCUCUCGGGGCUGACGAUGUCGACGAACGAGAUGAUCCUGAACCACCUCUUCACCCAGGACGAGCUGGCGGCCGCCCCUCCCCCCGUCCGGCGGGUCCGGGAGCACCUGGCGGCCACGCCCAACCCCGCCCUGCUCUGGGCCAUGUACACCAGCCGCGCCGACCUGGGCCUGGAGCGGAGCGGGGCCGGGAGCCUGCGCUGCCCGGUCCUGCUGGUGGUCGGUGACAACGCCCCCCACGAGGACGCCGUGGUGGAGUGCAACGCCAAACUGGACCCCACGCAGACGUCCUUCCUGAAGAUGGCCGACGGGGGCGGGCAGCCGCAGAUCGCCCAGCCCGGCCGGCUGACCGAGGCCAUCAAGUACUUCCUGCAGGGCAUGGGCUACAUGGCCGCCUCCGCCAUGACUCGCCUGUCGCGCUCCCGCACCGGCUCCGUCACCGUGGGGGAGGGGGAGCGCGGCCGCAGCCGGACCCUGAGCCGCGGCAGCACCGGGGGAGGGGCCGCCCCUCCCCCCGCCAGCCCCUGAGGGACUCCCCCCCCGUUCGCCCCCAGAUAUUCACAGGGAAAUCCCCCUGACCCCUGGGACCCCUCAAAACCCUCUGGGACCCCCCCCAAAAGACCCCCGCCGGGACCCACCUUGGGCCCUCCGGGACCCCCCAAAUGACCCCCUGGAACCCCAAGGGAUCCUUGGGACCCCCCAGUGGCCACCAGGAUACCCUGGGAUGCCCCUGGGACCCCUCCCGUGUGACCACUGAGACCCCCCUCGGACACUCCAGGCCCCCCCCUCCCAGAAUCCAUCUGGGACCCCCAACCCCCAGAGUGGCUCCCCCGGGACCCCCGCAUCCCUCCCCACUCUCCCCGAGAAUCCUCAGGGCCCCUCGGAGCCUCCCCGUGGUGGCAAUAAAGGCUCAAAGCAGUGACAGAA